Molecule: messenger RNA, 1573 nt
Organism: Sinocyclocheilus anshuiensis
Lineage: Eukaryota; Metazoa; Chordata; Actinopteri; Cypriniformes; Cyprinidae
Product: Na(+)/H(+) exchange regulatory cofactor NHE-RF2-like
Exons: 6
Coding region: 323-1390 (355 amino acids)
Biological process (GO): protein localization to plasma membrane
Cellular component (GO): apical plasma membrane
Molecular function (GO): signaling receptor binding; protein-membrane adaptor activity
Source: RefSeq, a predicted model, not a curated record
CAAUGUCUCGUGGAGGAGUUUUGGAUGCGUCUGUGAACAUCCACAGGUAGUUACACAGUCUGCUUCGCCAGCUCCACUUUUGCAUUUUUCUUGCAGAAGCAUAUAAUCGAUACGGACUCGAUUCUUUUGGUUUUUGUCUAUUCUAACUAAUGCGCUGAGCCGGAUACUUGCAUGCACAUUUUUUUGCAAAACACCGCGGACUGUGCAAUAACCUAUAGGCUAACGAUGCUUGUUUGUAAACCUUUGCAUUAAGUUUUCGACAAAUCAGAAUAACGCUUGGAUUGUAUUGCAAGUUUGGAUGUGAAGGCGAAAGCGGAAUACAAUGGCAAGCGAUCUGAAGCCUCGGUUGUGUGUGAUGAAGAAAGGAGAGAACGGCUACGGGUUUCAUCUGCACGGAGAGAAAGGAAAAACCGGACAGUACAUACGGAAAGUGGAGCGCGCGUCCCCGGCGGAGGCGUCGGGACUGCGCGCGGGUGACCGUGUGGUGGAGGUGAACGGCGAGAACGUGGAGAGAGAGACACACCAUCAGGUGGUGCAGCGGAUCAAAGCCGUGGAACAUGAGACCAGACUGCUGGUGGUUGACCGAGAGACUGACGAGUACUUUCGCAGCCUGCGUCUCACCUGCACGGAGGAAAUGGCCAUCCAAAUGAGCCCUGGAGCCACGAGCCCUUCACCUUCACCGUCCACCAGUAAACAGGGCAAUGGCUCGGUGUCCAAACGACCUGAGAUCUCCAAACCCAUCAGGAAACCUCUGUCACGAGCUCCUAAAAAGGAGGUUCAGCCCUCAUCGGAGUCCUCGACCCGGGACCCGUCUGAGCUUCUGCCGAGGCUGUGUCACCUGGUGCGGUCCGAGACGGGUUACGGCUUUAAUCUCCACAGCGAGAGGUCCAGACCGGGUCAGUACAUACGAGCUCUGGACCCCGGCUCGCCCGCUGACCGCGCAGGACUCAAACCUCAGGACAGACUCAUAGAGGUAAAUGGAAUGAACAUUGAACGCAUGAGACACGCUGAAGUUGUUGCCUUCAUCAAGAAGGGCGGGAAUGAGACGCGCUUACUAGUGGUGGAUCCGGACACAGAUGAGCAUUUCAAAAAGAUGGCCAUCACUCCCACCAGCAUCCAUGUCAAAGAUUUUGACGAGUCCGUAACUAACGGCUCCCACAGCCCACAUGUGAACGGGACGUCCUCACGAUCCACAUACUCAGACGGCAGCAGUCAGGACACCAACACACAAUAUAUAUAUAUAUAUAUAUUAGACUUGUGCGAAGAAACAGGUCUAUGUCUGAGCCCCACGGCGGCGGAGGCUAAAGAGAAAGCCCACGCCAAGCGCACCAGAAAGAGAGCGCCCCAGAUGGACUGGAACAAGAAGCAUGAGAUUUUUAGCAAUUUCUGAGUCUUCUUCCCAGAGACACGCCCCCCACGUGUGUUGCAUUCAGAGCCCCGGACACGUGACUGCUUUUGAUGAAAAAGAGGCACCUAUUUUUGUAGAAAAUGAAAACUUGAAGCAUAAAAAGUUGAAAAACACACCCAGAGGGGAUGAUAUGAGUUACGCAAUAGGAUUUCUGUCUUAUGAAUG